Messenger RNA from Neodiprion fabricii, 988 nucleotides. Its product is annotated as chymotrypsin-1-like. Gene Ontology annotation, biological process: proteolysis. Gene Ontology annotation, molecular function: serine-type endopeptidase activity. The record is from RefSeq and is a predicted model, not a curated record. The transcript has 5 exons. The coding region runs from base 93 to 875 and encodes 260 amino acids. Lineage: Eukaryota; Metazoa; Arthropoda; Insecta; Hymenoptera; Diprionidae.
AACUCAAAUUGCGAUUACGAUGUACAUAUCUAUAAUGUACGAAGGCGAAGCCGCUUGAUCAGAUACCAAAAAACCUUCGGACGUACACAGUCAUGCGUCCAUCGACAAUGUACCUGCUGCCGCUUCUCUUCCUCGGAGUUUUAUUCUCCACCACCGUCAAUGGAGCCGCAGUGCCUGACGGAAGAGUCGUCGGUGGUGAGGCGGCAUCCGUCAGCGAGUUGCCCUGGCAGGUUUCCCUGCGGAGGAAUCUCGGGCAGCACUUUUGCGGCGGAUCCUUAAUAUCGACGACCAAGGUGCUGACGGCGGCUCACUGCGUCGAUUCUUACGACGCUACCGACGUCCACGUUGUAACCGGCAGUCUUAGCCUGGCGGAAGGUGGCGAGUAUCACGCGGUCUCGAAGAUCGUUUACCACGAGAACUACCUCGAUGGAUCGGUCUACUCUUGGCAGUACGACGUGGCCAUUCUAACGCUCGCCACUCCGGCGGAAAUCUCCGAGACUCAGGCCCCGAUCGCCGUCAGCACGACGAUCAUACCGGGCGAUACGCCGGCCGUAGCAAGCGGAUGGGGAAUCUUCCUCUACCCGUCUUACGCGCUUCCAACCGCUCUGCAGAGGUUCAAUUUGACGGUGCUUUCCAACUCGGACUGCCAGAACUAUCACACCUUGACUAUAUACGACAGCCACAUUUGCGCGAUGUCGGAGUACGGCCAGGGCGUCUGCAGCGGUGACAGCGGCGGCCCCCUUGUCGUUGACGGCGAGGUAGUCGGCAUCGCGUCGUGGGUUAUGCCAUGUGGAAUCGGAUACCCGGACGUCUACACCAGGGUCGCCUCUUACGCCGAUUGGAUUGAAGAAAACACCGCUGACGACGAGGGCUAGACUAUAUAUAUAUAUACUAAAUGUAUAAAUUCGUUGACAAUAUCUAUCUAUUUGUUUAAAAACAUCUAGUACCUCAUUUUUUAUAAAAAAAAAUUAUCCUGUUCUUCUUCUUA